Molecule: messenger RNA, 404 nt
Organism: Paraphaeosphaeria sporulosa
Lineage: Eukaryota; Fungi; Ascomycota; Dothideomycetes; Pleosporales; Didymosphaeriaceae
Exons: 2
Coding region: 1-282 (93 amino acids)
Source: RefSeq, a predicted model, not a curated record
AUGGUUGCCCUCCGCACCGCUCCAAUCAGCGCAACGCCCAUCCGCAACCUCUACAUCUCAGACAUCUCAGACAUUACGGUCCCUAACGACCCAAAUGUGUUCCAGCAGCGCAACAUCACGCACAUCCUCAUUCUGACCCAUGACCGCGACCGACCCACACCCGAACCAUACAUCAACCCCUUCCACGUCCCCAUCGAAGACGACCCCACGAAGGCAUCGUCUGCCUUCUCGAGGAUGUUAACGGGAAAGCGCGACGCCAACGUGUUGGUGCACUGCGUUUAGGGACAGACGCGGAGCGGCGCAGUAGUGAUGGCGUAUGUGAUGCGCGCUCAACAUGCCGUACGAAGCGCAGCGGUUCGGGAGAAGUGGCCUGGGGCUUUGCUCAACUGUGGAUUUACGAUGCA